GUACCCAGCUGCACCGCAUUGCUGCUGCUGCCGCUGCCUCCUCCGGCUGACCCAGCCCACUGAACUACCAGGCUCCUUCUUUUUCACACGCCUCUGAUAAAGCCCUCACAGUCUCAGCGUCCUCCAGUCUGGUAACACGGAGUCUUCAGAGCCGGAUUUAUUUCUCUCUCUCUCUCUCUGUGUCUCUCUGCAGCUGCUGCCUCAUCGUCCACCACCACUGAGACCUUGGACCCAUGUUCAAACUUGUGUUCUCCGUCUGACCGCGGCUCCUCGUGCCGUUUCCAUCAUGGGUGUUGACUGAACCGAAGAGUCCGCUCCGCGCUGCCUUCAUCCGAGGAUGCACUGGUGACGAUUACAGCCGCGCUCACGUAUUUCCAGGAUCAUGGUUCUACAGCCUGGGACGUUGUUGGUGUUCCUCGCACACGCACACGUGUUGUUAUCCUUGAGGAAUGAUCUUGAAGUGCGGACUAAUGAAGGUGGAACCGCCGGCGCGCGCUCCGUCAGCAGGACUUUCCACGCGUCACUGCGCGAAAGUCACCAGAACAGAGCCAGGGACCGUGCGCUCCCGCCGGGAUCCGCCACAGGUGCGUCUCUGGCAGGCUCCAGAGGGACCCUCAACUCGUCUCACCCCUGGAAACGAGUCCCUGCGGGGGAGACGAGGCGCAGCGGACACAACAGACGGGACUUUAACAGGACAGUGACGCCCGGUGAGGAUCUGGACGUUGUCUCGCAUUGGGACGCGACGCGCCGUCACAGUAAGAGGACAAAGUUGAAUGGCGCUCUUAGUACUGUGAGGACGCCAGCAGGUGGACACUACAAUGCCGCUAAGUCCUCUUCAAUGGGCCGGGGAGAUGGAGAUGGAGGAGGGGGCCCCGAUGAGGGCGACAGGCACAAGAGAGGCACAAAAGAUGAGCAGAAGAAAGCCCAGAAGAGGGGGCGAUUCAGGCUGAACAAAGGGGCAAUGCUUCAGGCUGAACCCCACGCGUCACCGUGGGAACCCAUCCCCAAACCCUUGGCCCUCACCUCCACAGACGUGCCCUUCGACCUUUUCACUAGAAGACCAGAGUUUUUCACUUUCAGGGAGGAGAACCCCUGGGACGCCACUCCGAUCACUCCUCCGAGUCCCCAGGAUUUUGGGAACGAGAUCAAGAACCCGUUUUACCCCGUGACCAGCGAGACCGUUGGGGCGUACGCGAUCACCUGUGUGGCCGGGAUUAUUUUCCUCGUGGGCAUAGCCGGCAACAUCGCCAUCCUGUGCAUCGUGUGUCAGAACUACUACAUGAAGAGCAUCUCCAACUCCCUGCUGGCUAACCUGGCCGUGUGGGAUUUUGUCCUCAUCCUCUUCUGCCUCCCCAUGGUGGUUUUCCACGAGCUGACCAAGUCCUGGCUGCUGGGAGAGUUCACCUGCAAAGUGGUGCCCUACGUGGAGGUGGCAUCUCUGGGUGUGACCACCUUCACCCUGUGCGCACUGUGUAUCGACCGCUUCCGUGCAGCCACCAACGUCCAGAUGUACUAUGAAAUGAUAGAGAACUGCACAUCCACGACUGCCAAACUCGCCGUUAUUUGGAUCGGUGCCCUGCUCCUGGCCCUCCCCGAGCUCCUCAUUCGACAGCUGGUAGCCGAGGAUACGGGAAUUCCGGACGAGCCUCCCGAGGAGCGCUGCAUCAUCAGGAUAUCCACCACACUCCCUGACAUGCUCUACGUCCUGGGCCUCACCUACGAAGGCGCUCGGCUGUGGUGGUGCUUCGGCUGCUACUUCUGCCUGCCCACCCUCUUCACCAUCGGGUGCUCCCUGGUAACGGCUCGCAAGAUCCGGCGCGCGGAGCAGGCCAGUGUUCGCAGCAACAAGAAGCAGAUCCGUCUGGAAAGCCAGAUGAACUGCACCGUCGUCGCCUUGGCGAUCGUGUACGGCGCGUGCGUGGUGCCCGAGAAUAUCUGCAACAUAGUGUCCGCCUACAUGGCGGCCGGCGUCCCUGAGAACACCAUGUCUAUCCUCCAUCUUCUCUCACAGCUGCUGCUUUUCUGCCGGGCCGCCGUCACGCCGGCGCUGCUGCUCCUUCUCUGUCGCCCCCUGGGCAGGGCCUUCUUAGACUGCUGCUGUUGCUGCUGCUGCUGUAACCACUCGCCCUCCUCCGCCACAGCCAGUGACGAUAACGAACACGAGUGCACCACUGAGCUGGAGCUGUCCCCGUUCAGCACCAUCCGCAGGGAGCUGAGUAACUACACACCUGCCGGCUCCAACUGCUAAAAAUGACAUUCCACGUUAGGAGACCUUUCCCUCGCCCGCAAUUCGCCCACGGCCAUUAGUUUUCACAUUGGGCUAAAGGGACAUUUGCCUUACUUAAUCUGGUCACAGAAGGGAGUUGGACACUGAAUAAUCAAGUACUGCCAGUGUCCCACCGUCCUCAACCCUCAGUCUUCUUACUCUAACGUUAACAGUGUAACUUUAAUGUCCGAGGAACACUAAGAGAAAAUUAAAUCCUGGUUCUGUUCAUGCCCUGUGGUGCUCCUUAAAAACAGGGUCAUAACAAUCCUGCCUAAAACCUUACAAACCUCCCUCCUGUUGACCUUGUACGCCAAAACAUCUCUGGACACUCGUCUGACGUCUGGAGGCUUGAAUCGAGUUUUUCCAAAAGUCUUUUCUUCACGAUUCUGCGAUGAACCUCCUGGACUCAGUGAUGCGCAGGUGACGGGUCGACUCUAGCGUGAUGUAAUCCCAGUUGAAGUCGACUAGUCGCUGAUGACUCUACAAGUCUUUUUCAGUCAUUUAACUUCAUGCAAUAGCUGUGCGUCCCAAUACAGCAACCUGCCCAAAAUGUAGCCACCCAGUUAGCUAACUUCCUCUUGACACUGUGGACAAAAUGUUUUCAAAAUCCCUGCAGAAAAGCCCCCCUCCCACAAAUCCCACCUCAGCAUUUACUGCUUCUCCCCCAUUAUCACCCUCUGUCACCACAUUAGGCAAAGUAAUGCAAUUUCAAAUCAAACUCUCGCGGAUUACAGUUGUCCUAAAAUUUGACGGCGGGGCCGGGCCAGGAGCAGAUAAAUAGAGAGUUCGUAUGAAUUAAAAUAAAUGACAUGUAAAAGUCAUAAAGGCUAAAAUGCUUAAAAUAGUUAAGCCUUUUUUACGCCAUCUAUUGGAGAAAUGUGGGCAUUGCAGGGAAAAGGCAGAAGUAAAUGAUAAUAGAAAUUAAUUAACAUCAUUUGGACAAGUUUGGCGGGCCAGAUUAAAAAGCCAAACGGGCCACAUUCGGCCCCUGGGCCUUAGUUUGCCCAUGCCUGAUUCAAAUCAAUGGCGUCCAAACCAUGUGAUCAGCGACUUGUCUACGACAACUGAAGUCAGCUAGUUGACUUGUUGAUUAGUCUGUUCAACCACUAAUAGCUGAUGGUAAUUAUGCUGUGCCAUGUAGAAAUGAUAGCGAAGGCGUGGUCGAAGAGUAAAAGCGUUCGUAAUGAUCAACGAUCGUGGCCAUCAUAAAUAUUGCAUACGGGGAAAUGGAACUGCAAAUUGCCUUCCCGACGUGUCACCGAUGAAACGAUGAGGUCGAAGCCUAUUAAUCAAAGACAACCUCAGACAAUAUUUCAAACCCAGCAUGCAGUGGGGCAGACACUGCCUACAGUUGUACAGGACCGGCUUCACGGACUACAGCCGCUUCAUAUGGUGCUCACAUCUGAACAAGGCUUCAGAUAAUUAAACUGGAGGACGUGGCGGCGGCGGCAAUGACAGAUUGCACGAUGAGAAAAAAAAAGGAAAGAAAAAAAAACACAGAAGAACACAAAUGUACACAUCUUCAUUAGACACUGUAUAAUGAAAACCUAUCCACACAGCACUGGGCUGGACUCAGGACAACAGCAGCAUCAAGUCUGAGACCCAGUGAACUCACAGGAGAGGUGAAGACAACGGAGCAGGUUAAUGGAACGUGACGAAGUAGGAUGUAAUUAAAAGGGACGGCGUGGGCGUGGAGCGGACUGAAAAUGGACGUCUGCACUUCAGCUGUGCUAUCAUGUUGCAGCCCAUGCUGUCAGCUGGGUAUAAAUACUGUACACUGUAUCUCUGGUGCUCUUUUGGACGAAAACAAA
Cynoglossus semilaevis (tongue sole) is the source of this 4077-nucleotide messenger RNA. RefSeq names its product G protein-coupled receptor 37b (gene gpr37b). The coding region runs from base 383 to 2248 and encodes 621 amino acids. The transcript has 2 exons. Gene Ontology annotation, cellular component: plasma membrane; signaling receptor complex. Gene Ontology annotation, biological process: positive regulation of MAPK cascade; adenylate cyclase-inhibiting G protein-coupled receptor signaling pathway. NCBI's taxonomy places the organism in Eukaryota, Metazoa, Chordata, Actinopteri, Pleuronectiformes, Cynoglossidae. Gene Ontology annotation, molecular function: G protein-coupled peptide receptor activity; prosaposin receptor activity. The record is from RefSeq and is a predicted model, not a curated record.